GCCUUCAGCAUUGGAUGAGCGCCAUCUACGAUAGCGUAGGGUAACUAUAGCAGCAUUCUUUCAGCGGUGAUUCGAGAUCAGUCAAAAUGUCAUACAGAGAUCUGAGAAAUUUUACUGAGAUGAUGAGGGCGUUGGGUUAUCCUCGCCUCAUAUCCAUGGAGAACUUCCGUACCCCAAACUUUGCUCUCGUAGCUGAGGUGCUCAUAUGGCUCGUCAAGAGGUAUGAUCCUAAUGCUGACAUUCCUACUGACACAGACUCAGAACAAGACAGAGUUAUUUUCAUCAAAUCAGCUGCACAGUUUAUGGCAACCAAGGCACAUAUCAAACUGAAUACAAAGAAGUUAUACCAGGCCGAUGGGUAUGCAGUCAAAGAGCUCCUGAAGGUCACGUCAGUGCUUUACAAUGCAAUGAGGACAAAGGUCGGAGGUCAAGAUGCUGAUGAUGAUGAUGGGGCGUCGGCAAUGUCGUUUGACAUAUCAUCAAAGAUCCAAGAUUUGAAAGCCUCCAGACAACUAGCAUCAGAGAUCACAUCUAAAGGGGCUAGUUUAUAUGAUUUACUAGGCAAAGAAGUUGAACUUAGAGAAAUUCGUACGAUGGCCAUCAAUAAACCUUUAGAGAUCAAUGAGAUUGAGAAAGGUUUGCGGAACAGCAUCAAGGCUGUGGAGCAAAAUGUGAAGAAAACGCAGAAGAUGCUGGAGAAUGUGGCAUCAGAUGAGGCUAACCUUGAAGCUAAGAUUGAUAAAAAGAAAUCGGAGAUGGAAAGGAACCAGAAACGUCUCCAGACGUUACAGUCGGUCCGACCAGCAUUCAUGGAUGAAUACGAGAAGCUUGAGGGUGAUCUUCAAAAGCAGUAUGAGAUUUUCAUUGAGAGAUACAGAAAUCUAACCUACUUAGAACAGCAGCUUGAAGAAUACAGCAGAGCAGAACAGGAUAGGUUUGAGGAGACAGAGAACACCUUAAAACAGAUGCAGAACAGAUUACGACAAGAGGAUGACAGGAUAAAGAUGUCAGAUGAGAUCCUUGGCGAUGAGGACAUGAACGGUUUGGAUGUCGUGGAGGAUGCCGAGGAGAGCGAGAGCGAGGAUGAUGAUGAUGAGGAUGACGAUGAAGAGGAGUCGGGUCCAUCGCAAAGACCAAAAGGAAAGUUCAGACAAGCCCCACAGCAGAAGAAUCCUAGGGUAUUUGGUAACAUGGGAGCCGGUCUGAGUGAUGAUGACAGUGGAUCCUCCGGCGAUGAUGGUGACAGCAUCAGUGUGGACGAUGAUGAUCUCCUCGAUGAUCAGGAUGGCGACAGCGAUGACCUGAAGGUUGACGGACCUCCAGGGAAACAACAAGAUGAAGAUAGCGAUGAUGACUUCUAGGUAUUCUUCUCAAAUCACUAAUUGACUUGAAGACAAUCCUCUCAGAUCACCUGAACAUGAAUCUUUUUGAGCUCUGAUUCUUGAUAUUCUGAAAGAGUGCUUGAAGACUGUUCGCAUAGUUGUGAUACGACACUUCUUCAAACGUGGAUGUUUUUGUGCACUCAGCCUUAUGGCUCACAAUAGCUGUGGAGGGCCUAUUUCCUGAAGGUGUUGGCUUCGUUUCAUGAUAACAAACUGGAUUAUGGAAUGCCAAGAUGUCAUGUGCCGGGAAGAUAGGAUUGAUUAUUUUUUUCCAGCAUAGUCUUUGCUAAACAGAUCAGUUAAUCUGCUCACUCACCAUGUGGCUUGAUACUUAUCGAUGUCCAAGCACCUCAGCAAUCGGAAAAUUCCAUGCUUGUAGUUUUGACCUCCCACAAGUUUUGAGUAUAUAGUAUGUUUAACAUAACAUUGCCUCUAUUUCCUACACUUGGGCUGAACAAACACAUCCUCUGUGGGUUGUGAAACCUUGUAUCUUAAAUCUUGAAAGUUUUGAGGACAGCUCAGGAUGUGCUGCAUAUUUUAAAUUAUAGCAAUGAUGGCAAUCUCCUAUUGUCUGAAAACAGUCUCCUUAUUCCUGAAGAGAACACUUUCUAGGCAAAAUGAUGUUGCUACUCUAAGGUGUCGUAACUAGAAGACCUUUUCCGAGCAGUCCCUAAUAUACUAAAUGUUAAGACUUGACCGACCUUUCUCUUGACUACAAUCAAGUAAUUUUCUAAUGACUCAGUUGACCUUACAAUUCUUUUAGAAAUAUUUUCUCGAAGAAUUUCUUGAAAAUUGCUUUUACUUUUGUCCCAGAUUGCGUUGUCUCACUAAAUUAAUAAUGUUAUAAAGAAUAUCUAUGUAGUGUUAGAUAUUCUUCUGUUUCCCAUGUGUGUGUAUUCAUCAGCCUAUCAGCUUAUGGUAUAUGUAAAUAUUAGAUUUGAUAAAUAUAACAGAGUA
Molecule: messenger RNA, 2339 nt
Organism: Lytechinus variegatus (green sea urchin)
Lineage: Eukaryota; Metazoa; Echinodermata; Echinoidea; Temnopleuroida; Toxopneustidae
Gene: cluap1
Product: clusterin-associated protein 1-like
Exons: 10
Coding region: 87-1361 (424 amino acids)
Biological process (GO): cilium assembly
Cellular component (GO): centrosome; intraciliary transport particle B; cilium
Source: RefSeq, a predicted model, not a curated record